AAGGGAGGGACCGGAGGAGUGUGUACGGAAAGAAACGAAAGCGCCGCGGAGCCGCCGGGACCGGACCGGGAUCAUCGGGAUCGGAAUUAUCGGGAUUGUCGGGAUUAUCGGGAUCGGGAUCGAGCAGGGGGCCCAGAGCCCUCCAGGCUCAGCCGGGGAUGUUCCACGGCAUCGCGGGCCCGGCCGGCAUGGGCGCGCCCGGGAAUAAACCGGAGCUUUAUGAGGAGGUGAAGCUCUACAAGAACGCCCGGGAACGGGAGAAGUACGACAACAUGGCCGAGCUGUUCGCGGUGGUGAAGACGCUGCAGGCCCUGGAGAAGGCGUACAUCAAGGACUGCGUCACCCCCAACGAGUACACGGCGGCGUGCUCGCGGCUGCUGGUGCAGUUCAAGGCGGCGCUGAAGCAGGUGCAGGGCGGGGAGAUCGGCAACAUCGACGACUUCUGCCGCAAAUUCCGGGUGGGAAUCCGGGAAUUUUGGGAAUUUUGGGAAUUUCGGAAAUUCUGGGUGGAGUUUUGA
Messenger RNA from Pyrgilauda ruficollis (rufous-necked snowfinch), 518 nucleotides. RefSeq names its product VPS28 subunit of ESCRT-I (gene VPS28). Bases 159 to 518 code for a protein of 119 amino acids. The transcript has 5 exons. The record is from RefSeq and is a predicted model, not a curated record. Lineage: Eukaryota; Metazoa; Chordata; Aves; Passeriformes; Passeridae. Gene Ontology annotation, biological process: protein transport to vacuole involved in ubiquitin-dependent protein catabolic process via the multivesicular body sorting pathway. Gene Ontology annotation, cellular component: ESCRT I complex. Gene Ontology annotation, molecular function: protein-containing complex binding.